Molecule: messenger RNA, 3148 nt
Organism: Polypterus senegalus (gray bichir)
Lineage: Eukaryota; Metazoa; Chordata; Cladistia; Polypteriformes; Polypteridae
Gene: ppp1r3f
Exons: 4
Coding region: 241-2781 (846 amino acids)
Biological process (GO): regulation of glycogen biosynthetic process
Cellular component (GO): protein phosphatase type 1 complex
Molecular function (GO): glycogen binding; protein phosphatase 1 binding
Source: RefSeq, a predicted model, not a curated record
ACAGAGGUUAAAUUUAGCUAUUUCGCGUGUUGCUCGUGCCUGAGUCCGGAUCUCUGUCUGGCAGCUGCAGAAAUUUCUUUUUCAGGCUACAGUGGCCGUUUCUCUGCGGCUGAUGAUCACGGAAAGAUGUCCUACGUGGAGGUCAACGUUUGUGAAGGACUCCUGGAGGAAUAAAGCAGCGCCUUGCCUGCUUUCUGUUUCGCGCUGACAGCAUUAAGAAGUCCGCGCACUUAAGGCGGCAUGUCCGAACGACAAGAAUCCUCGUCCUUUCUUACUAUCCCCAGCAGACAAGCUUUGGCGGAGGCAGCGGGGGAUGAAGAGGAUGAAGACGACCCUGCACUGCUGUCCCGACUGCUGCCCCGCUCAUCGCCCAUCCCGAGAAGAAGGGGCCUUUCCAUCAUAGAGGACACGGCUGAAUACUUUAAGAACCGGUCGCAGGUGUCUGCAGAGAGAAGGGUUUCCUUCGCGGACGCGGUGGGUUUCGACCUGGUGGAAGUGAAGUUUUACCAUAAGUUUGAUAGCGACGAUAUUCUCGCAACCAGCAAAGAGGACAGCGAGGACGUGUCCCCCAUUUAUCAGGUCCUACCCACCUUUACUUCGCCUGACCCAUGCCAACUCCUACAGGCAGUACGGGCCCAGAAGGUCGAGGUGGAGAGAGUGUGGCCGGCGGCAGAUGACCCCCUGUCACUGCUGGGGCACGUCCGCGUCCUUAACGUUUCCUUUCAGAAAUGCGUAUACGUGCGUUCCACCAUGGACAGCUGGGGGACCUUCUUCGACUACCUGGCCGACUACGUACCAGACUCUUCGGAUGGAGAAACGGACCAGUUCCUGUUCAGGCUCGCUUUUACUGCUCCUUACCUAACAGAUGGCUCCCGCAUUGAAUUCGUGGUUCGCUAUGAGUCACCUGAGGGGGUUUUCUGGGCAAAUAAUGGGGGACAGAACUAUGCUGUAGUGCUGAAGGUGACCGCAAAAGAUACAGUGACGGCAAAGGAGGAAGAAGAGGAAAACGAUGAGGAAGAGGCAGAGAAGUACAUGGAGUCAGUACCUACUGUGAACAAACCGCACCGAGGCAUUUUAAAACCAGUGGCCCUUAGAUCCCGGGCAGAACAUGAAAUUCCAGAAAUGGAGGAUGAGCACAAGGUGAUGGAGAGGGAUACAGAAGAGACUUCACCAGACAGAGAACAUUCAUCUCUUGCUUACCCUGACAUUAACAUAGAGAUUCCUGCAGUUUUCAGGCUGAGCCCUUCACCAGAUAUCCAGCUCCAAGCAGAGCCUUAUUCAGCCUUUGAAGAAGUUGCACCAUUUUCAAGAAUUCCCUUAUUUCCAGAUCAACAUGACCCACACUCCACUUGUGAGAGUAUCCCAAACACUGUACUUAAUGAACUAUGGAAAACUUCAGUUGAUGUAGAAAAGCAGUCGUCAGCAGAUACUCCCAUUCCACCUUUACCAGAGCAGCCAGAGACAUCCAUCCCAAAGGUGCAAGAGCCUUCAGAUGUAAGCCUUAAUGUUGUACCUUCCCAAGGCCUUACUAAUGGUAUAAAUUCAAGGUUAGAUUCUGUAACUCCGCCAGAAUCAGGCACUUUGGAAAAUCAAACAGAAUGUAAAAUGUUGGAAAUGCAAUUUGCCAAAGAUAUAGAGUCAAAAGUAGUAUUUUCCAGUGCUGCAUCCCAGUUCAGAGAAAAGCAUACCAUAAAAGACAGUCAAUUGGAUUUUACAUUGGCUUUGGAAAGUAAUGUGAUGGAAAAUCAUAAAUUAGACAGCAAAGGAAAAAUUCUGUCACCUAGCCAAUCAGGUGAAGACAAAUCCUUCCUAGGUAAUAACAACCAAACAAACAUUUCACACUCUCUAGAAUUGCCAUUAAAAAUUAUUUCAUUUGAUGCUGAUGAAUCAGGAUUUGAAACAGAAGUGAAAGAGGACAAGUCACAGACUGAGAUGCUUGCCGGAGGUGCCUUUGAGAAUGUGGAUAAUGCAUGGCCAGAGAAGACUACCUCAACAAGUCCUGCUAGAAAGGCAGAAGAGAUUAAAAAACAAGACAACCAGGAGGCUGAGGAAAAAAUGAUUGAAAAACAUGACAAUCAGGCAGUAGUGGACACUGACGAUGAAAGAAAUACAGAAAGAUCUGCAAGAAUUGAUGAGAGCAGAAUGGCAUCUAAGAGCAUGCUGGAUUCAAAUAAAGAAAAUGAGUUUGGGCAAAAGUUAGAGAAAUCUGUUAGUUCAAUCUCAUAUUUUUCAACACCAGCAUUAAAACCUGAAGAUGCUGAUAACGGGGAGAAGGUAGUUCAGAACAGAGAAGAAGUACCUACUGCCAAGUUGGCCAACAGAAAAAUUGACUUUAAUAUACCCAAAGAUAUGCCUGAUCCUGGACAACUUGACAGAAAUUUUCAAGUGCAGGACAACACUAUUAAAGAAGAACAAGGAGCUUUCAAAAGCUGUGAUGUCAGUAGGUUGGAGAUUUCAGACCAGAAGAGCAGUGCAGCUCCCAGUGUUGGAAUGCAGAUGGAUACAUUUAGUGUAGCAAAGGAAGAGUCACAGGGCAUGCAAGAAGUGAAAACUUCUGAGUCUUACUAUGGAAAUUUUCAAAAGGAAGUUUGCUGUACUGAAGUGUCCAGAGGAGGGCUGGCAUGUGUAGUGAGAGAGCCGCUGUUCAAUCAAGCUCUCUGUACAUCUUUCAGUUUUCUUUCUUGCCUCGUCUUAAUAGCUGUCAGCUUGAAUUAUGGUGGAAUCACAUUCAUCAUAGGAAUUUAUCUGAUCUACAUGUAUAUUGAGAACCAGAGAAAAUAACUUCUUUUUUUUUUGUGCUGUUUUUGUCUUCCUGUCCAUCACAUAACACAAUUGGCCGGUGCUACUUUAAGGCCCGCUGUUGUCAUGUGGGUGUGUUUUAACUUGUGUUUUUGCAUAACAAGUAGCAGAAAUAACUUGGUACAGCACUUGAGAGAACUGGAGACUAAUGAACUUGUAGACAAGUCUUUUCAGGGUGAAUAUAUGGGAUUCCCGCAGCCUUUACUAUUGUUUGCUGCUGACCUAGGGUGCCUUACUAGAGAAGAAGAAAUAAGUGGAGAUAAAUUAUUUUACAAUAUGCCUAACCAUCUAACAGAUAUUUCUCUGUGUCAUAAAUAAUAAAGAAAAAACAAAGUUUAUCUUACAAGGA